Molecule: messenger RNA, 2338 nt
Organism: Saccostrea cuccullata (small rock oyster)
Lineage: Eukaryota; Metazoa; Mollusca; Bivalvia; Ostreida; Ostreidae
Product: ribosomal L1 domain-containing protein 1-like
Exons: 7
Coding region: 73-1665 (530 amino acids)
Source: RefSeq, a predicted model, not a curated record
CGGAAAUGAAAAACACGCACAUGCAACUUCCUGUUGACUGUGGAUAGUGGAAAGCGAGAUUCGUCUUAAAAGAUGGAAAGAAAAACCCUAAAAGUAUCUGCACCCGAGCUGCGGAAGGCAGUUGAAGGUCUGAUGAAGUUAAUCAAAGUAGCUGAUAAAAAAUCUGACAUUCUCCAAGAAAGAGAGAGGAUUAAUUUACAAAUCAACAUGAAGAAAAUUCCCAAUAUGCCAGAAAUGACCAUCAACAUGAACCUACCACAUGGACUUUUUACCCCUGAUACUGAUGUCUGUCUGUUUGUCAAAGACGUAGAUAAGACGAGUCGCGAGUUUGAGCUGACCGAGGACCAUUUUAGGGACAUGCUCAUAGACAAGGGAGUUAACUGCAUCCGAAAAAUUAUACCACUCAAAGCACUGAAGUUAGAAUACAAGCCAUUUGAAGCCAAGCGUAAUUUGUCCAAUGAAUUUGAUCUGUUUUUAGGAGAUGAUCGCAUCAUACGGCUAUUGCCAUCUCUACUUGGAAAGAGUUUUUAUGGAAGAAAGCGAAAUCCCAUUCAGGUCAAUUUGAAAGCUAAAAAUUUGAAAGAUGAGGUUACAAAGGCAGUCAAUAGUACCAGAUGUAUUAUCAAGAAUAGAGGAUCUUCAUGCAUGGUGACCAUUGGAAACACAGAGCAGUCAUGUGAUCAGAUUGUAGACAAUAUUCUGAAAGCCAUUGAGCUGUUAUCACAGAAAUUCCCAGGGGGACCAGACAACAUCAAAAGUCUCCAAGUCAAAACAGACUCUUCAAUGUCCAUUCCAUUCUACGUGUCACUGGAUAUCGGAGACUCGGUUGUGUUUCCUGAAAGAAAAAGAGCUAAAAAAGAGUUUGUCAUAGAAGACAUCACUACAGUCACAAAUGGAAAGGUCAAAGUCACAGAGGAUGGUCGAGUCAAGAUAGUAAAGAGUGGUGGCAAGAGAAAGAACAGGAAGAGGAACUCUUCAGAGAUCAAAGAUAAAAAAGGUGUCCAGAAAAAAGGUGAGAAGAAAGAAAAAGAAGGUACUUCUAAGGGAGAGGAGGAGGUGGAAAUUAAAAUAGAAUAUGACUCCCAAGAAGAAAUGAAUGAAGAACCUGCACAGAAAAAAGCAAAGAAAACACCCAAGAAAGAUUCUAAGAAAACAGCAACUCCUGCUGGAAAAAUGACCACACCAAUUGCUUCAGAAAUGAGCUCAUCUUUAGAUAAGGAAAAUCAGAAAUCGGGCAAAAGGAAAACUCCAAAGUCUUUAGGAUCAGCACAAAAGCAUGGACAGUUUUCUCCAACAUUUAAUGAAUCAUCCACUGAAAAUUCAAAGAAAACACCCAAGUCACAAAAGGGAAAGAAAGAAAUGAAUAUUGAGACUGUAAUAUUGAAACAGGAGGAGGACGAAAAAUUACAGACAAUAGAAACACCAGUAAGUGUAAAGAAAUCUACAGGAAAAACACCUAAAAGUGCCAAACUAGAUACUUCUGAAAAGAAAACUCCUAAAAGUGAAAUCAAACAGAAGAUAUCAGGAAAAACACCCAAGAGUGUCACCAUAGAAAAGGCAGCCAAGAAACUGAAAGAAGUCACUCCUCCUAUUGUAAAAAGACUACAAACCAAAGCAAAAACAGUGACACCUGGCACACCAUCAAAGAAACAGAGGAAAAACUAAGGCUGAAGAAAUUUGUCAUUUGAAAGAGAAAUUCUUAGCUCACCUGAAUCAAUGACACAAGUGAGCUUUUCUGAUCAAAAAGUCUCUGUUGUCUGCAAAAAUUUUCCACUUUUUCUAAUUCUCGAGAUACAUUGAGCAAAAUUCGACCCAGUCGGCACAAAGGGUCCUUUUGAUGGUAGGAAUUGAAAGUCAAAUUUGAAAUUGCUUUCCAGAUUUUUUUUUAAAUAAGUCAAAUAAGCAUACAUGGAAAGUGAAAAAAAAAAAUCUCUAAAGAGUAGCACAGCUACACUAGAUUAAAUGCAAGCACACCAAUGUUGUGUGGAUUAAUUUUUAUCUUUUUGUAAAUUUGGACUCAGGGUCAGGAUGGGACUAACAGUAAUGCAAAUACAGUUUGAACAUUUUCAUUGGGAUAAAAAGGGGGGAAAAUAUUUUUAAAAAUGUAAUAAAAACAGUAGGGACAUAGUGGAGUGAGUGUUGUGGCCUUUGGACUUUUUUGAAUUAUCUCUUGAUUCACUCAAUAUGUUUGACACUGUUCCCAAAUAUCAUGUUAUACAAAAUGUUCCAUGGAGCAAUUAGUUUUGUUAUAAAGAUGGACAUAAUGAUUAUGGGGUAAUCAUUUUAUUUAAAAUUAAGGGGAUUAAAAUUCUGAAAAUAAAUAAACUAAGUUGUUCAA